AUGUCGCAGAGUUUGUCCUCCAGCAUCUGCCUGCUGGCUCUUCCCCUCGUAUCGCUGCUGCUGCUCUUUUCUCCAACCGGUUGGAGCUACGACGGCCUCGCCCCGGGAUGUCACCUCUUCCCCUUCAACGUGACCAUCCGCAGCGACCGCCGCAGUACCUGCAAGGGUUCCCACGUGCUGCACGCCUGUGUGGGUUACUGCGAGUCCAGCGCCUUCCCCUCCAGAUACUCCGUGCUGGUGGCCUCCAACUUCACCCACAACAUCACCUCGGCUUCCAGAUGCUGCACCAUCAGCAAGGACGCCAAGGUCAAAGUUCGGCUGGACUGUCCUCGAGGCCGUCACCAUGAUGAGAUAGAGAUCCUGACGGCGAGGGCGUGCCGCUGCGACAUGUGCCGCAAAUCCCGCUACUGACAGCAUUUGUCGUCCAACUUUAAACCCACUUUGGAGGAUUUUAACUCAACGGAAUGAACCAAAAACACAGAAAGCAAACAGGUUCCAGCAAGAAACUGCAAGAAAAACUCCUAAAUGAAUCGUUUACAUGUCAGGCUGUGAGUCUUUAGAGUUUUGUUUUAUUCUCAUUUGCAUUAUUCUGCUCCAUAGCUGUCCUGGACUUGUAGGACUUUAAUAUUUUCUUAUUUCUUACUGCACAUUUGAGGAAAAAUGUCACCACUGCCACAAACUUUGAAACUUGCACCCACAUAGCACCCAGUAAAAAGCAAAAAUUUUGGCCAUAGAGAUCAAUCCCCCCCGUAUAUUGAUGACAUCACAGUGGGUGAAACCAUCAAAAAAUGAACGGAGCCAAAAUCUCUUAUAGAGCUAAAAAAAAAAAAAUUAUAAUACACUAAUGAAACCAAAACACACAUCAGGAUUUUUUACAAAAUUAUGAUGGGAAGGCCACAUAAUCACGACUUGGUGGCCAUGUUGUUGAAAAGUAAGAAUUUGGCCUUUUUUUUUUUUUUUUACUAAAUAUUGGAGAAAACCUCAGCCAAAGUUUCGUUGACCUUUGACCUCAA
This is a messenger RNA of Oryzias melastigma (Indian medaka), 1013 nucleotides long. RefSeq names its product glycoprotein hormone subunit alpha 2 (gene gpha2). Gene Ontology annotation, molecular function: hormone receptor binding; hormone activity. Gene Ontology annotation, cellular component: extracellular region. Bases 1 to 411 code for a protein of 136 amino acids. Gene Ontology annotation, biological process: cell surface receptor signaling pathway. The transcript has 3 exons. Lineage: Eukaryota; Metazoa; Chordata; Actinopteri; Beloniformes; Adrianichthyidae. The record is from RefSeq and is a predicted model, not a curated record.